CUGAACAUCUGAACAAAGGCAUGGAAGGAUGAGCAGUGGCUCCAGACAUGUAAGCAUGUCCUGACGGCGUUGUGCUGUGGACCGAGCAGGAGGAGACAGGCCAGGCAUCCUUUACGAGUCUCCACAUCAGCACCUCAGAGAAGCAUGCAAACCCAGACAGCGGACAGCGUGCAGUCCAGCGCGCACUGAAAGCAGUGGUGCGGGAGCACUAGGCGAAACCACUGCCACCAUUUUACUGCUGCAUAUUUACUUAGGCCUGUUUUUCUCCAAUGGAAGCUGCUGUGUUCAAUUUGCAAAUGACGGCGGACGUCAAUGGAAACGAUGCGGCGAUGGACGCAGAACUGGAGGUCAAAAAGCUCCAGGAGCUCGUGAGAAAACUGGAGCGGCAGAACGAACAACUGCGGACCCGAGCAAACGCUGCCAACCACUGCACCUCCAGCACCCACCUGCUUUCCAACCCGAUCUGCACAGGAAACCUUGCCACUGGCCCAGGCCCUAGCCAUUUUUACACGGGUAGUUAUUGCAUUUCGUCACAGUUAGCGACGGACGGACACUGUCCUUGUUUUUACCCGCAGCCUCCGACUGAUGCUGAGAACAACGGAUCCUCCGCGAUGGAGGACGUGGAAAUAUUGGACCUUCGUUUUCUUCUACCCACCGACGGAGAGUCCGAGGACAGUUGGUUGUAUGUGUCACCGAAAGCAAAGCUGCACACACACCUGUCCCCCAGCCCUCUCCAGUGGUGUAGACAUGUACUCGACAAGCCUACUCCAGAGGUGGAGUUAGCUAAGCGAUCUUUAUGCUACCGACUAGACCAAGCCAAAAGAUGGAGAGGAGUCCUGUCAGGCUAUGGGUCAUCCUCCGUUACGUACAGCCCAAUGUUAGGACCGUCUUCCCAGAGUACCUCUGCUAAAUGUCUUACUAAACCUGCACUAACUGAACAAACAGCGCCAUCCUCCCCGCCCAGCCACUCCACCCAGCUCCAGCUGCCUCUCCCGGGGAGGAGUUGCAGCCGCCUGGCCGAGAGAUCUCCCUCAUUCCUCUUUCACACAGCUACCCACAGCUACAGUCGUCCUCACGCUGCCAUCAGCCCCCAGUCUUCCAUGGCCAGUGACUUCAGCAUGACUGAACUGGAUGAGGACUGCAUCUCUAUGAACUACAAACUUCAGGACAUGACUGAUGUCCAGGUCAUGGCCCGACUACAGGAAGAGAGUCUGCGCCAGGAGUACGCCACCACUUCAGCCACAUGCGCUCGACGUAGCUCUAGCUUUUCCGUGCACUCUGGUCUGCGUCGGACAGGGCGGAACAGCGUGGGUCUGGAGGAGGACGAGGAAGAUGACGAAGAGGAUGUGGAGCACGAUGAAUUGCCGCCGCCGCAGCCGCGGCUCCACCGCGCGGGCUCCAUGCAGCGCAGUGUGUCCCACUCCUACGGCCUCUCUGGCCCCAGAGACCCACGACGCAGCCCCUCCAGCCCACACUACCUCAGCAGCCUGAGCAGCCCCAGCCCAGCUAACUACACGCCACCCGCCGAGACCCAGGGUUACCGUGCCAGCACAGGUCAGCACACAGGUCAGCUCACAGGACAGCACACAGACAAGCUGCGGAGAAGUAUGCCCAACCUGAUCCGAGCUCCCAGCAUGCUCUCUGUGUCCACUGGCCCAAGUCAGGCUGCACCUGCUAGUCACUCGACCUUUGCAGCUCACCCACCUUCGUCAUCAUCACUGCGGAACAGCCAAAGCUUUGACUCAUCCAGCGGGCUCGCCAGGCUACAGUCUGCAAUCCCUUCUGCUGGUCAGCUGCAGCAGUGUGUUCAGAGCAUAGCCAGCUUCUCCACAGCCGGCCGGCCGGCGUUGAAAGCCACGGCCUACGUCAGCCCCACCAUACAGGGUCCCAGCACCACGCCUUCGGCCGCUAGCGUCUGCUCCCUGCCCAGCAGUGGCAUUCCUCUGCCCAGUAAAGCCGCUCGCAGUGCACUGCCUCGACCGGCUUCCUUCAUCGGGACCCCACGCUCCAAGAUAACCCAGCCAGCACGCAGCUUACUGACGCCCCCAAAGACAGUGACAGCACUUAGCACCCUGCGCGACGCGAGCUGGAAGGAUGGCUGUUAUUGAUGAAGGAUGGAGGUUAUUGAUGAAGGAUGGAGGUUAUUGAUGCCAGAGAAGAGCAACAACCCACAAAUCUCCAGCAGCGCUUCAGGCCCAGCUGGCUGGGCACAGCUGUUGUACGCAGACUGUAUGAGAAAAGAGACAAGGGGUCUUAUGAUAAUUGGUAAUAUAAGGGAGUCCACAGUCUUCAUUGCAUUAAUGCAAUAUAAUAACAUUAAUUCCAAUAUGCCAUAAAGCCAAACAUUCUGAUUAGAGAAUUAUGCAUUCAAUUGUUUACAUGCCAGUUCCUCCCCUCUAAUUAACCACUGGUGUUAUUUCUCCCUUUAUGAUUACAGAAAACAAGGAGAAAGUGAUAUAAUUAAUUAGAUAAGGUAUUGGAUGUUUUAGUGCCUAAUGUCAAGUGUUUUAAAGAUUACAACUAAUUUACUAUCUCCCAAAUGGCGCUUUAACUGUUAAGCUUAAUUGUUACAUUGGAACAGCCACAUUAGUGCCAGUUAAGUUUCGAUUUGUAAAGCUCAUCUAGUACUACUGAACGGCUGCACUCUAAAUGUUUGUAAGAAGGCACUUUUUGAUAAGUAUAUAAGUGAAAAAAAUAUUUAAUUACACUUUAACUGUGAAAACAAAGAUUUGAUAUUUCUGUAAUUACCAAUGUGAAUAACUGACAGGCUAGCCUUUGACAAUAUUACACAUACAUUAAUACAGUUACUGGCAUUAAUUUUGUUCUUAGUAAAUACUCUUUAAUUACACACGGUAAGUAAAUGCCUCUUAAUGCAAAGUGCAACAUGCAUAAUUGUAUGUUUACAAGAUGCUCAUGCGAAAGAGCAUCAUUAAUGAAUUGCACAUCUGAAAGACUUUUGUUAAACCUGAAGGAAAUACAAAUAAGUGUAUUUUAACAUUAAAUAAAGACUUUUCGACUGACUUUCAA
Electrophorus electricus (electric eel) is the source of this 3027-nucleotide messenger RNA. RefSeq names its product SLAIN motif family, member 1a (gene slain1a). The record is from RefSeq and is a predicted model, not a curated record. Gene Ontology annotation, cellular component: microtubule plus-end. Gene Ontology annotation, biological process: microtubule nucleation; positive regulation of microtubule polymerization; cytoplasmic microtubule organization. Lineage: Eukaryota; Metazoa; Chordata; Actinopteri; Gymnotiformes; Gymnotidae.